AUGGUCGGCGAGAUCUUUGUAGCGAGCUCUGGCGCUAUGCUAUCGCGAGGACUACGCUUAAUAAAUGGUGGAGGUGGCGGUGGUGGUGGUGGUGGUCGUCGUCGUUGUCGUUGUCGAUUUGCUGAUUUUCCAAGCCAGGGCCUUCUUAUUCUUAUGGCCGAACAGGCGAACAGUGCCGACUCUAAAAAUCAGAAAAACAUCUGUUUCUGCUCCACGGCCAAAUCGGCCGUAGGAUCCGUUGCCCGAUAUGCGCGAAGACUUUUCGCCGAUCCUUUCACCUGGGCGAGAGUGUGGUGGUCGCAGCCUUUCACCAACGGGAGAGGACUCGUCAUCGGUAGACUCCUCGUAUUUUCUCUCCUCGAUUUGAGCUAUCACUUGAGAAGCUUUCGGCGAUUUUUAGUCGCCUAUGAGAAGAAUGUGGAGAUAUUGGUGUAUCUCAGCAAUCGUUCGAUUUGGAGGGUGUUUAAAGAUGUGGUUGUCGGGAGACGAAUCUGGAAGGGGGGUCUAGAUGAUUCGUGUUCUGAGGAGGAGGAGGAGGAGGCUUUCUUUUUGUGUGAAAUGAGGCCUAACUCGAUCAUCAUCCGAGGGCAAGCCAGCUCGAGUUUGAUUGUCUCGAAUUCAAAUCUGUUUACAAUCAGAAAAGAAAAGAGAGUUUUCAAUAAAGAUCGAUUGGCCAGCGCCAUUUCUUCGACCGAAGAGAUUUUAUUCUUGACUCGGAUUAAGGAGGCUAUGAUUGCUGGAAUAAAGAGGCCAGCAUACCAUUACGAUCUAUCGUCUGCUUUCAACGGUACAGCAUCGAGUCCGGUGAUGGCAAACGGUACUAUGACUAGUACGUUAAAGAGGCGUUUGGCUACCUCCCCAGCAACGUUGACGGGGCCAUACAUAAAGAUCAAACAAUUUCAAAUCGAAAUAACGCAGCGAGUUGUCUCUCGAUACUGGUCUGUAGCUGUAAAGGCUCGCCUUCGUAGCUCUUGUAUCGAGUCAAUGUGUCUGCAAAGCAAAGCACUCCUUGAAAGCGCAGUGCCCGUUGAUGUAGGCGUUAAUAUUGGCGUUGGCGUUAAAAAGUCUCUGGAUGCUCUCUGA
Messenger RNA from Drepanopeziza brunnea f. sp. 'multigermtubi' MB_m1, 1083 nucleotides. The record is from RefSeq and is a predicted model, not a curated record. NCBI's taxonomy places the organism in Eukaryota, Fungi, Ascomycota, Leotiomycetes, Helotiales, Drepanopezizaceae.